CCGGCUUGUAGCGCGGCGCCAGCAGCUCAGGCCCAGACUCUCAUAAACAUCGUUUAAAAAGCUUCAUCUGGACAAAAUGUCCACGUGGAGGGCGAGUGGAGAGCGGAGGACGACGUCGGCGGUGCGGCAGGCGAUCCUUUUAGGAUGUUGAGCUUCCUCCCCAAUUCCACCGUGACGGGAGUGCCGUGCUGCUGAACACUAGAGGACCGAGACAUAAAAACGCGAGAUCCAAACGCCCUCAUAACUGCAGCCCUCUUGGGGUUGCUAUGGCAGGUGCUGUCGCCGAAACCAAACGCUGGACACAGGCCUGUCCCACCAAGGCAGGACAGACCACACGUCGUUGCCGCAAGGGACCGUCAAGCAGUGGACAAGCUGCACUUAGUGUCAUUGCGAGCACACCGAGAAAACUAAAAGAGCCCUAAGGCGCAGAGCUGAAGCUGAUGUAGAAUCCUCAUGAGUGUUGCUUGUGUCGCCUCCUACUCAGCUCCUUUCUCUCGCACCAGCACCACCCCCGUGGGACCAUGUUCCACCAGCAGGACCAGCUGAAGGGUCCGCUGCAGGACACCAUCGUCUUCCACUGCCAGGAGUGCGGGAAGCAAUACAACACCCAGCUGGGUUACAGGCGGCACCUGGUGGAAGCUCACACCAACGCCGGCACCGCCCCGACCUGCUCGGACGGCACGCCGUCCCUGCUGGAGCACCUGGGCGGCGGCCACACUGACAGACCGCCCCCGGCAGAGGGCAACAACAACACCGUCGUGUCUGUGAGAGAGAGGAAAUAUUCCUGCGAGCGAUGCGACCGGCGCUUUUACACCCGCAAGGACGUACGUCGCCACGCUGUGGUGCACACGGGACGCCGCGACUUCCUGUGUCCCCGCUGUGCGCAGCGCUUUGGCCGCAGAGACCACUUGACCCGUCACUUGAAGAAGAGCCACGCGCAUGACACGGGAUUGAUACCACUGGUUACGCCCAGCACUCCUGUGGCGACGUCCACCGCAACCACGCCGUGUCCCGCAAAGGAGGCCAGCCCUCUAUCCUCCGACAGGGGCUCCUCCUCCUCCUCCAAGGAACCGGUGGAGACCUUCGCCCGGGAUAUGUUCAACUCCUACCCCAUUGCUAACCCUGUCCCCGGGAUGAGUCACCCGCACGGCCUCAUGCAGGUCUCGCUGUCCUCCAGCAUGGGUCGCCACAUGCCUCCUCCAUCGACUCACAACCACCACCACCACCUGCAGCCCCUGGCGGCGCCGCAGCAGCAGUCGUACGGCAACAUGUCUCGGUACCAACAAGGAUCUACCUCGUAUCCCCGCACGGACGUGGACAGUUUCCUGCUGGAUCUGCAGAGCGCCCCUCCUCCCCAUCUCAACUCUUCUACCUCUACGUCCACCUCCCCUCAGAGGGAGAUGCUCGGCGAAGGGAUGGGCGUUGGCGGUGACCCUCACCUGCUCCCUAGGAAUCCCGCCAUCUCCCCGGCUGAGCUCUCCUGCACCACUAACAUGGAACUGGGCCCACUGUUGGGCUUUCUGCCUUUCAGCCUGCCGCCUUACAGCUCUCAUGUGGGGAUGGGAGGGUUAAUGAUGGGUUACCCUCCUGCCACCACCGCCGCCUCCUCCCCAACUUCCUCCACUGGGUUGUCCUCCCAGUCUUCAGGGCCUUUUACCUUCUUCCAGCCUCCUCAGGCUCACGUGCCCCAGGGCCCUGUGGCCCACAACCACAGCCAGCUACCUCAGGCAUACAGCACUUCUGCUGUUAGCACUUCUAGCUCCUUACCUCAUUACUACCAGGCCUUUCAGCAAUAAGCAGUUCUGUUGACCGCGAUUAGCCUUCUUCACACCUUUUUCUUUUUUUUUUGAAUGGCAUCUUUAUGACGUAUACAUCAAGUAUGUAACUUGGAACACAACAAAUCACCUCAUCAGUAUUACCUCGUUAUUUAAAAAAAAACAAAUAGCUUGAAUGCACAACUUUGUCUCACUAUAACCAACAGAGUCAUUUUUUAAAAACGUAUAAUUAACGGUUCAUGCACUUGACACAGUUAUCACAUGUGAUGGUUUGAUAACCGGAAGAAUACUUGUACCAUUAGUUACUGGGUAAAAGAACUCCAGACCAAGCACUGAGUUCCAAGGAGCCACGCUAACAUGGUGACACACUUAUCUCUAUUUACAAAUGCACUUAAGUACAUUUUUUUAGCAUGACAUACCUUUUUUAGCGGCUUUAUGGCGAGCCAGUCUUGUAAACCAGUGGUCCCUAACCUUUUAUGCAACACGGACCGGUUUAAUGUCGGCAUUAUUUUCAUGGACCGGCUUUACAGAUAAAUACAGCAAGAAUAACGGGCAUGAAAAAUACAACUUACCGUAUUUUCCGCACCAUAAGGCGCCCUGGGUUAUAAGCCGCGCCUUCAAUGAACGGCAUAUUUCAAAACUUUGUCCACCUAUAAGCCGCCCCGUGUUGUAAGCCGCAUCUAACUGCGCUAAAGGAAUGUCAAAAAAACAGUCAGAUAGGUCAGUCAAACUUUAAUAAUAUAUUAAAAACCAGCGUUCUAACAACUCUGUUCACUCCCAAAAUGUACGCAAAUGUGCAAUCACAAACAUACGUAUAUCAACAUGGACAGAGCUGCGUGAAAAAAGCCACCCGGCCUCUUCGCGUAAACUUAAACUUACCUUAACCACUCGCUCAUCUUUUCUUCAUCCAUCCCUUCGAGUUAGCUUUUAUGAUGACGCCGGCUGGAAAUGUCUCUUUUGGCAAGGUCUUCCUUUUGAAUAUCACCAUGGGUGGAAGUUUCUGGCCAUUAGCAUGGCAAGCUAGAACCACAGUGAAGGAUGACUUCUCAUUCCCUGUGGUGCGAAUAUUCACCGUACGUGCUCCCGUUGUAU
This is a messenger RNA of Nerophis lumbriciformis (worm pipefish), 2867 nucleotides long. Its product is annotated as zinc finger protein PLAGL2-like. NCBI's taxonomy places the organism in Eukaryota, Metazoa, Chordata, Actinopteri, Syngnathiformes, Syngnathidae. The record is from RefSeq and is a predicted model, not a curated record.